Molecule: messenger RNA, 1646 nt
Organism: Brassica rapa (field mustard)
Lineage: Eukaryota; Viridiplantae; Streptophyta; Magnoliopsida; Brassicales; Brassicaceae
Source: RefSeq, a predicted model, not a curated record
ACGUAAGCCGCAAAAAAAAUCUAAGUUGAAGCUGUCUUCUUCUCUCACAGCCAAAAAAUCGAGAAGAUUCUUAAAUCUCGUUUCUGCGGCUUAGGUGAGUCGUAGAGAUAAGCUUUUCCUUAUUUCUUUUCUCCCCGAUGGAUUCUUAACGAAGAAGAGAAAGAGAGGAGCAGAGUUUUCUUCCAAAGGAAUUGAAUUUUGGUUUCUCUUCAUCAACGAGAAAAUGAUGAAGUUUUGCUUCAUGACUUCAAUCCCUGGUGGGCUUGGUAUUCCUCACGAGCUCAGUAACACCGAAAUCAUCAAGAGUAGCCGGUCUUAUCUGAUGAACCCUGGAGCAAAGCAAGAGAUCAUACCUGCGAGCUCCUUCAACCUGAAUCCAGACCACUUGGAACCAUGGAAACCGGUUUCUUCUUUGAACAAAUCUAGCCAAUUCGUUGAGCUUGACUCAGCCAUGAUGAAACCUCUUCUCAUGGAUGUUCAUGGUAAGGACAAGGCACCAGAGUCUCUGGUUCUGAGCUUUGGAAUUGCCGAGAAGUACGCGAGACAAGAGAAAGUGAUGGAGUUUCUUCUCUCUCGGUCAGAGGAAUUCAAGGAAAGAGGGUUUGAUAUGUCUAUGCUAUCUGAAUUGAUGGAGGUAGAGGCUAUGAAAUCAAGUUCUCAGCUGCUUCCAUACGGUGCUUCCUCUGUUCUUUACUUGAAUCAAGAUUUAGAGAAACCGGUUUUGGAUCUCGUUAGGGAUAUGAUGGAGAAUCCAGACUUCUCUCUGAAUUCGAAUGGUCGCCUUCUGUUUAAUGCUGAGUUGAAUGAUGUACUUUCAAUCGCUUCUGAGUUCAAUUUGUCAAGAGAUUCAACAAAAUGGAGACAGCUCUCACCUCUUAUCCCACACUUUCAGAGCAGGUUUGACAGUGAAGUAUUAACACCGGUUACAGUAUUAGCUCCUUUGAAGAGUCCCGAGAAAACCAGGCUCAAGCCUUCACCAAAGAAACAAAACACAAAGCGGAAAGCUAAAGAGAGAGACCUCUACAAAAGAAACCAUCUCCACGCCUACGAGAGCCUUCUGUCAUUAAUGAUAGGCAAUGAUCAUCAAAACAAACAGACUACAAUACUCACUUUACAGAGAUCAUGCGGAGAGCUCUCAGAGCUUCUCACUCAGUUCUCUAUCACCGCUGCUGGAACCGGAAUGGCUGUGCUCUUCUCAGUGGUGUGUAGCAUUGCUUCAAGGCGUGUGCCCUUUUGCGCAAACAAGUUUUUCGACACUGGACUUGGUUUCAGUUUGGUGAUACUGUCUUGGGCUGUGAAUAGACUGAGGGAGGUGAUUGUUCAUGUCAAUAGGAAAGCAAACAAGCCUUGCUCAAGUUUGAAGGGUGAUGAAAUCAUGAACAAUGUGGAGAGGAGCAUCAAGGAGGUUUACUUCAGAGCUGCUACUGUACUCGCUGUGUUUGCACUUAGGUUUGCAUGUUGAGGACUCAGGAGUGAAAGGUUUCAGAAUCUUGAUUUUACUACUCAGUGGAAAGCUUUUAAGGUCGUUUGUAAAUGACUAAAACUUGUUUGGUACUUGAGCAUAUAAAUGUGAAGAUGGUAUUGUUGGUUGUAGAACCUAAGCUAAGAGGUCUAAGAAUUUUGCAGAAUGAAAUAAUGUUUUGUAA